UGUGUCGGGCAGAACUCCUCACACACUCUCACACAAGCCGUGAAGAGUUUGUCUUCUUGUCCUGCACACUGGGACCUCCAGCCGAGUGCUGUGCUCCGGGUCGAGAAAGAGAGGGAGAGAGAGAGAGUUGGGGAGAGUCAGAAAGAGAUUAAGAGUGAGAAAGAGAGAAAGAAAAAGCCGGCAUCAUGACUGAAACUAGCAUGAAGAUCAGGCUGCCUGUGGCUUGCUUCGUCAUGGAGAUCAUCCUCAUCAUCAUUUUUGGCGUGCUGGUGGAGUACAAUGAGGAGACCGAUGCCAGGCUCUGGCACAAGGCGGUGGGAAAUGGCUCCAGCAUUGAGAAUGACUUCUACUUCCGCUACCCCAGUUUCCAGGACGUGCACGUGAUGAUCUUCGUCGGGUUCGGCUUCCUCAUGACCUUCCUGAAGCGCUACGGAUUCAGCAGCGUGGGCUUCAACUUCCUGAUCGCCGCCCUGGCGCUCCAGUGGGCCACGCUCAUGCAGGGCUUCUUCCACGGCAUGCACAACGGCAAGAUCCAUGUCGGAGUGGAGAGCAUGAUAAAUGCUGACUUCUGUACGGGGGCGGUGCUCAUCUCCUUUGGGGCGGUGCUCGGCAAGACCAGCCCGGUCCAGCUGCUGGUGAUGGCCAUCCUAGAAGUCACUCUGUUUGCUGUAAACGAGUUCAUCCUGCUCGGCCCUCUAGGGGCCAAGGAUGCCGGCGGCUCCAUGACCAUCCACACGUUCGGUGCUUAUUUCGGUCUGUCGGUGGCCCGCGUGCUCUACCGGCCCACCCUGGAGAAGAGCAAGGAUAAGAACGGCUCCGUCUACCAUUCGGACCUCUUCGCUAUGAUUGGCACCAUCUACCUGUGGAUGUUCUGGCCCAGCUUCAAUUCAGCCAUCACGGCCCACGGUGACGACCAGCACAGGACGGCCAUGAACACCUACUACUCCCUGGCUGCCUGCACGCUGGCCACCUACGGCAUGUCUGCCAUGGUCUGCCACGAGGGCAAGCUGGACAUGGUGCACAUCCAGAAUGCUGCUCUGGCUGGAGGUGUUGCCGUGGGAACUGCUGGAGAGAUGAUGCUGACUCCAUACGGCUCCAUGAUUGUGGGCUUCCUGGCUGGAAUCAUUUCUGUCCUGGGCUUCAGGUUCCUUUCGCCUAUUCUAGAGUCAAAGCUGAAGAUUCAGGACACGUGCGGCGUCCACAACCUGCACGGCAUGCCUGGGGUGCUGGGAGCCAUCGUCGGGGCCGUCACCGCGUCUGUGGCCAGCAGAGAAGUCUAUGGUGACGGGUUGGCUGAUGUGUUCCCUCUGAUUGCUGAUGGGACACAUAACGCCUCCACGCAAGGAGUCUUUCAGGCUGUGUCUCUGGCUGUGACGCUCGGGAUGGCUCUUCUUGGAGGAGUUAUCACAGGGUUCAUUCUGAAGCUGCCUAUCUAUGGAGCCCCAGCUGACACUCACUGUUAUGAGGAUGCAGUCUACUGGGAGGUACCUGGGGAGGAGGAGAGCCAUGGAGAGCUGGUCACAGUGAACACUGGGGAGGCAGACAAGCUCAACAGCGGAGCUAUCUGAGAGUACAGCCCUGCCAUGAGAGAACAAAAUAAACGCAGAGACAUACAUACACACAUGCAUGCACACACACACACACACACACACACACACACACACACACACACACACACACACACAGACUCAUAGAGAUAGAGAGAGAGAGAGAGAGAGAGAGAGAGAGAGAGAGAGAGGAAGAGAGAAACCAGCUGCAUUUGAUGUACCAGGAGAUGACAGGAUUGGGUGGCAGCAAAGGCUUCAUUUCACCGGCAUUCUCAGUGCGAGCCACAGGGGGAGGGAGACAGACAGAAUGAUGUGGUGCUCAUGCAUGACUGGACCCACUACCUUUUUUAAUCACUGCCUUAGUAGUUGAAAUAGAACGUAUACUUCCACUGUGUAAAUGGCCCCAGCUCUUAGGAAAUCAAUAUGGAUCUUGCUCUUCUAAAUCUUAUUUAUAUGGAUUUGUCACAUCUUUUUUGUGUAACCUCCCUACAGACAUGAUGGGUGGGCAUGAUUUUUUGUUUUAAUGUGGCCUGUUUGCCAGUUUAUCUGUUACAAUACCUUUGAUGUACUGUGUUCAAAUGGGACAACCUAAUGGCCUGUGUCAUGGGGUGCUUCUCAUGUCCACUAGAUGUCGCUUCUAGCUGCCUUAUUUUUAAGGGGAGCUGUCUGACGGUCGUCCAAGCAGUUCAAGCCUCUGGGAUCAUGUAAUUUAAUGCUGAGCAGCAGGGGGGCAACAAAUGGCCACAGUAUAUUUGAAGGUAAUAUUGACACGUAUCAGAAAUCCAUGAAGGUACUUCAAGAAUUAACACGUUACUCCCCCCCCCCCAAUUCAAUAAUUAUUGAAUUAUUAUAUUCGGUGUUCUUGAAGGCAGUUGGGCCAUAAAAGUGACGUCACAUGAAGAAACUGGGAAAUGGUAUUUGUUUUUCUUUGUAGAAAUGCAAUAUAGAUAUUUUUAAUAUUACAUCAUUUAGACCUACUUACAAGAUGUUUUAUAAAGACAUACAAAUGAGCCUACUGGCAGUGGCCACACUAAGCCUAUCCAGUAUCCGGUACAUUGCGAAAAUUGCUGCACAAUUUCAGAAUUUUGGCCUAUGUUAUCAGAGAUGGUCUCCCAAAAUGUGGCUUAUUGGAAUCAGUUACUAAAUAAAGGGUUUGUGUAUGUUUUGGA
This is a messenger RNA of Clupea harengus (Atlantic herring), 2716 nucleotides long. It is a transcript of the gene rhbg, whose product is annotated as Rh family B glycoprotein. The record is from RefSeq and is a predicted model, not a curated record. Lineage: Eukaryota; Metazoa; Chordata; Actinopteri; Clupeiformes; Clupeidae. Gene Ontology annotation, molecular function: ammonium channel activity. Gene Ontology annotation, cellular component: plasma membrane. Gene Ontology annotation, biological process: ammonium homeostasis; ammonium transmembrane transport.